Molecule: messenger RNA, 1155 nt
Organism: Peronospora matthiolae
Lineage: Eukaryota; Oomycota; Peronosporomycetes; Peronosporales; Peronosporaceae
Source: the annotation of a GenBank genome assembly
AUGAAUAUGUUGGAUGAUGAAGAUGACCAAAGCUUUCACGCUACGCGUGACGGCUACUCCCAUUUGAGCGAUGUCGAAUGGGAUGCGGUUGAACGAAUGGGUUCGACCAUGGGCAUCCAUGCUGUUAGCGUCAUGCUAGAGGCUCUCAAUAGAGAUGCCCAACAUGCUACUAUCGCCAAGUUCAUUCAAAAUGAACUUGACGCAGAACGCGAGAAAGUAGCCUUGCUUCACCAACAAGGUUCUCAACAAGCAGAGUUGUUGAGAGAACAAGGUGCUCAACAGUUUGAACUGUUGAGACAGCAGCAGGCUGCUGCUGGCGGGUCGAUGCACUCGCGUCGGCCCGAGACUUUGAAGAUUGACAUCUCAAAGUAUAGGGGGGUCGAAGAAGACUCCCUCUUGAGAUGGUUCGUCGAAUUGGAUGACGCCAUAAGGGCGCGUCGCAUCGACGACGGGGAUAUGCAAGUUGCAUUUGCCCAGUCAAAUCUGGCAGGACGUGCCAAGACUUGGGCACUGGGGCUCAAGCUGCACGACCCAUACGCGUUUGGGUCGUUGGAAGUCUUCAAGUCGCGGCUCAGACAAACGUUUGAACCGCCUAGAGCUGAGUUCAGAGCUCGAACUGAACUCUUGAAGCUCAAGCAGGGUAAGCGUGAUGUGCACGCUUACGCUCAACAUAUACGACAUCUCACGAGUUGUAUAAGUUCCAAUCCGGUGGAUGAACACACGUUGGUUUCGGUGUUCAUGCAGGGUCUUGCGGAUGGUCCCGUCAAGACUCACCUGUUCCGGCUUGAACUAGAUUCACUAGAACAAGCCAUUUCAAUUGCGGAGCAGGAAGACUUCAGUCUGAGACAGGCUCGCGCCAGCUCGACAUCAUAUCGUCAACCGAGACGAUAUGACAACGGAGGUCCAGAGCCGAUGGAACUCUGUUAUGUAGAGAGCGAGAAGGCUCACUCUACAGGCUACAAGAAGUUGCAGAGAUGCAACAGAUGUCAAAAGACAGGACACUACGCUUACGAGUGUAGUGCCCCUCGUCCAGUGUCUCGCAACACUGGGCGUAGUGACCGUCCACCCAUGAGAAAGGGGCAGGGACGAGGGUCCGCAGUUGGUGCAAAGACGCAACAACGGGAUGGACCGUCAAAAAACGGACAGGAUCAGUAG